Solenopsis invicta (red fire ant) is the source of this 3475-nucleotide messenger RNA. RefSeq names its product probable ATP-dependent RNA helicase ddx42. The transcript has 12 exons. The record is from RefSeq and is a predicted model, not a curated record. Bases 970 to 1935 code for a protein of 321 amino acids. Lineage: Eukaryota; Metazoa; Arthropoda; Insecta; Hymenoptera; Formicidae.
UUAUUAUAAUAUAACUAGGUUAUAAAACUAUUAUGUUGCUCCGUUAUUUAUAUGUUAUAAUAAAUGCACAUUAAUACAACUGUUAUAUAUGCGUGUUAUACAACAACGGUUGCGUUGAUAUUAUAUAAAUAUUAUAUAACAUAAUUUCAAUUACCGCCGGAAUUAUAUAACUUCGAUAGCAUGCGUCAUAGCGGCGCGCGCAAGUUCGCGGUUUCUUAUUUCCGCUUCCGCUAGUGCUAUUAUAUUCGUGCCACGAUUACUGAUUGAAGACCCGCGCUCGUCCGUGGGAGAUCGUGAUCGUGAACCGUGUUCGCGGGUGUCUCGUGCGCGCAACGUCCCGUCGCUCGUGAAAGGACGCGACGCCGGCAAGAGAGUCGAGGACGUGGCUUUGAUUCGCUCUCGUACGAGAGCUAGAUAACUUAAAGCUCCCGCUAGUGACAUCGUGUCACGAUCGUGCGACGUGAUCGCGACGUUUAGAAGACCGCGCCCGUCCGUGAAAGAUCGUGUGUAUCACGUUCGCGGGUGUCUCGUGCGCGCAACGUCUCGUCGCUCGUGAAAGGACGCGACGCCGGCAAGAGAGUCGAGGACGUGGCUUUGAUUCGCUCUCGUACGAGAGCUAGAUAACUUAAAGAUUUUGAUAUCUUGGAUUCUGAAGGUUAUCAAAAGAUCGCAAGGCAAGAAUGUCGAAUUACAAUUAUGCGGUUGUACAGUUCCCCGCAGACCAAACAUAUUCAGAAAUACCAAUAACAUGGCUUAAAGAAGAUGACUCGCAGUGCUGGUGGCCGCCUAGAACAUCAAACUGUCCGCAGAUGAUUGCAAACUGUGAAAGUCCGGAUUAUAAAACAUGGGCCACUUAUAAAAUAAACGUCGUAAAAUUGUGCACAUCUCUUGAAUCAGCACGAAAACAUGCAGCAGAUUCACAAUAUCAGACGACCGAUGAAGACCGGUUAGGAAGAGGACAAAGGCCACAUGUUCCAUAUAAUCGUUUCAGUAGUGACGCAGAAGAGUGCUCAACAAACAAACCGAAAGUAUGUAAAAAAAAAACAAGUCGACAUUGUUACUUCUAGGCCACCAUCGUGUCCUGAAAAUUUUGGCUUAUCUGAAAAAGGAGCAAACCGCGAAUAUAGACAAGUUACAACGUCACAACAAGCAAAACAACUGAAAACGAACAACACUGGUGUUGCUAAACCACUAUCACAUCCUGAGAGCUCGAAAUCAUUUAAUAAAGGAUCAAACGAUGAACGUAAUAAAAUGUCACAAGGGGAUAGAAACGCCAAUACGAGCACUAUUGUCUGUAGGAAUAAGUCACCAUUGUUGUUUGAUGACCGCGAACCUUCUGAUGUAGAAUAUAACGAUGAAUAUAAUAGCGACGACUAUAAUAACGAUGAAUACAAUAACGAUGAAUCUAAUAACGAUGAACAUAAUAACGAUGAAUAUAAUAGCGACGACUAUAAUAACGAUGAAUCUACUAACGAGGAACAUAAUAACGAUGAAAUUCCAACGUCACAAGAACAAGACAAUCAAUCUUCAGGAUUUAAGGAAACUUGGCAAGAUGUACCCGUAAUAAAUUUUGUGUCUCCAUUGCGUGCUCAACAAGCUCUACAGCAGAAGAAUGACGAUAUUUCUCAUAUAAAACGCUGCCUACAGCAACUCUUACAAAUGCAAGCAGCAUCAAAUUUAACUCUCAAGGACAUAAAACAACGACAAAUAAAACUAGAAAAUGUUAUCAAAAGCAUUACACCCAUUGGAUUAAAACCAUUGGAUAGUGAUGACAGUUUGAUUGUGGAAUUAUUACCGUUGGCCACAAUAAAUAAUAUGAAAGAAUUUGAUUUUUUAUUAAAAACUUCAAACGAAGCAGUGACGCAAUUUAAACAAUUUUUAUUAAAAAUUGGAGGAAAUAAUCCGAGGGAGGAAAUAAUAUACAUCGUAUUCUAAAAAAGAUAUUUACCAACGAGUGUGCUGUAAACUGCUCUUGGAAGGGUGUACGAAAAAAUUUCCGGCUGGACAAUUUACAUUUCAUAAAAAUGAUAAGACGUAUGUAAAAAAUGACAUAUUACUUCGCACCAUAUGACGCUCACAGAGUCCGAAUUUGAAAACAUCGCGGCUGAAUGGAUCCGCUUCGCAAAACAGCGUAAGAUAAGAAAAGAAAAAGAGAAGGAUAAGGAGAACAAAACUUAAGGAGCCGUUGAAGGAGACCAAGUGGUGCGGUAGCGUCAAUCCAUGCUCGGAGAGUAAGCCGAUCAUCGACUAUCAUUGAUAGUCAACGUGUUUAAUUCAUAAACAAUGUCUGAUAUUUUAAAGAGAAAUUCGAAUAGCUGACUCGCGUCGUAUCGCGUUUUCGCUUGUAUCACUGAAAUGCAUUUGAAACUCGAUUUUCACUCCGAGCGCACGGCGUUUCGAUCUUUUUUUGUUUUUGAAAUGAUUGAACAAUCGGCAUUGUUUGUUUGUUUGUUGUGCGGAAUAUUUCUACAAGGAGAUAGUGCCAGCACUCCUCGUUUGGACCAAUGGAUGCUGGGACUGUCCUCUGUCGAGGACAAAGUCCGCAUUGGUCGAUGUCCUUGAUCCAGCUUUGACCAGUGGGUGCUGGAACUGUUCCUUUUAGGAAUAGCCUAGCCUAUAAAUCUUCUAGAGGAACACGAAUACAUCUCCUUUUGAUGUCCACUAGACAAGCAUGCUCGUAAAAUGAUUCAGAAGAGAUUAUUAAACUACAGGUAUAAAUCCGAUAAACGCGUUUUGAUAAAGUGAGGGAUAGUAUAAGUUAUAUAUUAUAAGUUAAUUAUAAGUAUCAAUAUUACUUGUCAUACAAUUCUGAAAUUUGAAUCACAUUGUCGGUGUUCAAAAUAUCUUAUGUUCAUUAAACCGAGGGUAAAACUUUUUCUUUUUUUACGAACGCAAUUUGAUUUUCUUUUUACAAAGUUGUGAUUGAAAAUCAGAGAUUGUACAAUUGACUAGUUUUACGCGUUAUGAUAAAGUGAGGGAUAGUAUAAGUUAUAUAAGUUAAUUAUAAGUAUCAAUAUUAUUUGUCAUACAAUUCUGAAAUUUGAAUCACAUUGUCGGUAUUCAAAAUGUCUUAUGUUCAUUAAACCGCUAGUAAAAUUUUUUCUUUUCUUACGAACGCAAUUUGAUUUUCUUUUUACAAAGUUGUGAUUGAAAAUCAAAGAUUGUACAAUUGACUAGUUUUACUUUUUAUAGAGAAUUGGCUGGUGGACUCCGCAACAAAAACAGAUUCAUGUCUGAUGCUUAUAAUAGCAUAUACAUAUGUGCAAUUACAGCCUAUAUUUAAUUAUACAACAACAAUAGAUCUGUUUAAAUUGAAGAAUGUGGAAGCCACCAGCCAAUAUGAAAUUUAGAUUUUGGAAUAUAUGCGAUAUAUACCAAAGAUUUUAUAUGUGAGGAAUCCUUGAAUGAUCCUUGACUGGAUCAAUAUGUAUUGUGAUAAAAAGCUAUGAUUAACCAAAAAUGUUCAUUAACCAAA